Acanthoscelides obtectus is the source of this 429-nucleotide messenger RNA. Lineage: Eukaryota; Metazoa; Arthropoda; Insecta; Coleoptera; Chrysomelidae. The record is from the annotation of a GenBank genome assembly.
AACUUUACCUGACAAUGCAGCAUUAUCAUUGGCAUAUGUUCGUUUUAUUAUGAAUCAAGAAAUCUACGAAGAACUGAUCUUCGCAAGAACUUUGAUAACCGACACUAAAGGUAAAUCAAUACUUCAUGUUUUGAAGGAUUGCUUCAUUGAAAAAGCAAUUCCUUUAUCAAAUAUAAUAUCAGUAGCUACAGAUGGAACACCUGCCAUAGUUGGACGUUAUCGUGGAUUUGUAAGCUAUUUAAAACAAAAUGUGUCAGGGGUGUUAGCAAUACAUUGCGCCAUCGAUCGACAACAUCUAGUUGCUAAACAUUUAAGUGUUAGAUUGCAUGAAUCACUUCAUUUAGUCAUUGAUGCAGUAAAUUGCACAGUUGUGUGAAGAAAAUGACGAACACUUUCAUCAAUUACUCCUUCACACUGAAGUACGCUGGC